Pungitius pungitius (ninespine stickleback) is the source of this 7207-nucleotide messenger RNA. It is a transcript of the gene slc7a14a, whose product is annotated as solute carrier family 7 member 14a. NCBI's taxonomy places the organism in Eukaryota, Metazoa, Chordata, Actinopteri, Perciformes, Gasterosteidae. Gene Ontology annotation, molecular function: amino acid transmembrane transporter activity. Gene Ontology annotation, cellular component: plasma membrane. The transcript is spliced from 10 exons. The record is from RefSeq and is a predicted model, not a curated record. The coding region runs from base 407 to 2704 and encodes 765 amino acids. Gene Ontology annotation, biological process: transmembrane transport; amino acid transport.
AGGCUAGAGAGAGAAAGAGGGAGAGAGAGAGAGACUUUAGGGCGGGUGUCGCUUGCUCCCACCGGACCAGAGAGCUGCAGCAGGCGACGCGUGGACGCAGGAGAAAGAGGACAGAAAGAGGACAGGAAGAGACUGAGGAGAGGGCGAUGGGACGUUUCACUGAAGGGGUUUUCGCAGAUAACUUUCUCACGAUGUGGGGAACAGCUACGAUGACAUUCCUCUAAACCGGGACAUCCAGGAGAUAUCGCAGCACAGCCAGCAAGACGACACCAGAUCUUCUCCUGAAUCUAUACUGGGAUUGAGAUAUUAUCUUCUUCCACAGUCCUCAUUGUUUUGACAAGAAAACAAAAGGAAUCCUCGUGUCAAUCUUCCCUUCGAUUCUGGCCCUUGACCUUUAGCUCUCACUAUGACCAGUCUGGUGGGGAAGCUAGACCCUCGAAGGGUACAAUGGCGCUCGACAUGGAACACCUUUACGUCCCGCGUCCUGAGGACCAAACCCGUGGAGUCCAUGUUGGACUCGGCCGUGUCGGGGACCAGCGCACACGGGACCAGACUGGCGCGGGUCUUGUCCACGGUGGACCUGGUGUCACUGGGCGUGGGCAGCUGCGUCGGGACAGGGAUGUACGUGGUUUCGGGGCUGGUCGCCAAGGAGAUGGCCGGCCCGGGGGUCAUUGUGUCCUUCAUUAUCGCCGCUGUGGCCUCCAUACUGUCAGGGGUGUGUUAUGCAGAGUUUGGCGUGCGGGUGCCUAAGACCACAGGUUCAGCCUACACUUACAGCUAUGUGACCGUGGGGGAGUGCGUGGCGUUUUUCAUCGGCUGGAACUUGAUUCUGGAGUAUCUGAUCGGAACCGCGGCGGGGGCGUCGGCUCUCAGCAGCAUGGCUGACUCACUUGCCAAUCACAGCAUCAGCAACUUUAUGAUCUCACACAUUGGAACGCUGAGGGGCCUGGGUAAAGGGGAGCAGUCGUACCCGGACCUGCUGGCGCUGCUGAUAGCGCUGCUGGUGACCGUCAUCGUUGCUUUGGGAGUGAAGAACUCUGUGGGCUUCAACAACGUGCUGAACGUCAUCAACCUCAUGGUGUGGGUCUUCAUGAUGAUCGCUGGGCUGUUCUUCGUUAACGGGGAGAACUGGGACGAUGGCAGAUUCCUGCCUUUCGGCUGGUCGGGGGUGAUGCAGGGCGCAGCCACCUGCUUCUAUGCCUUCAUUGGAUUUGACAUAAUUGCUACAACAGGAGAGGAGGCCAAGAGUCCCAACACCUCCAUCCCCUAUGCUAUCACUGCCUCGCUCAUCACCUGCCUCACUGCCUACGUCUCUGUGUCUGUGAUCUUGACUCUAAUGGUGCCGUACAACGAGAUCGACGCAGACGCCCCGCUCAUGGAGAUGUUUGCCGUGCAUGGCUGUAUGUUUGCCAAGUAUAUUGUGGCGGUUGGCUCCAUAGCUGGACUCACUGUGUCCCUUCUGGGGUCCCUGUUCCCCUUGCCCAGGGUCAUCUAUGCCAUGGCGGGGGACGGCCUGCUGUUUAAGUUCCUGGCCAAUGUGUCUUCAUACACAGAGACCCCGGCGGUUGCCUGUGUGGUGUCGGGGCUUCUGGCUGCCCUGCUCUCCCUCCUCGUCAGUCUCAGAGACCUCAUAGAGAUGAUGUCCAUAGGAACCCUGCUGGCCUACACCCUGGUCAGCUUGUGUGUACUCCUCCUGCGUUACCAACCCGAGGGCGACAUCCACGGCUUCGUGAACUUCCUGUCCGAGGAGCAGAACAACAAAAGAAAGGAGGGCGUCCUGGCCGAGUGCGAGAAGGACGCCUGUUCACCGACCAGCGAGGCCGAUGAGUACGGAGGUCCGGCCACCAACACCUGCGGAGCCAAGAACCUGCCGUCGCUGGGCGACAACGAGAUGCUGAUAGGCAAACCCGAUAAAAACACCUACACUGCCGGCCACCCGAACUACGGCACGGUGGACAUGACCACCGGCAUUGAAGCGGAGGAGUCAGAGGGCGGGGUGUCCCGCCGGUUGAAGAAGCUCAUUGGACCGCGCUACUACACCUUGAGGAUCCGCUUGGGCCUCCCGGGAAAGAUGGACCGGCCAACCCCAGCCACGGGGAAAACCGUCACCGUGUGUGUGCUGCUCCUCUUCAUUUCCAUCUUUGCGUUCUGCUCCUUCAUCAUUUUUGGCGCGAGCAGUAUUGCGGAGGGUCGCUGGUGGGCUUUGCUGCUCUUAAUCUUCUUCAUCAUCUUCCUUUCCUUGCUCGUCAUCAUCAUCCUCCAGCAGCCAGAGAACCCCAAGCGGCUGCCCUACAUGGCGCCCUGUGUGCCCUUCGUACCUGCUUCAGCCAUGCUGGUCAACAUCUACCUCAUGCUUAAACUGUCAGCCAUCACAUGGAUACGAUUCUCAAUCUGGUGCAUCGUGGGUGUCCUCAUCUAUUUUGGCUACGGCAUGUGGCACAGCACGCUGGAGAUCACGGCCAGAGAGAACGAGGUGCACGCCUCCACCUACCAGCGCUAUGACCAAGGCGUGGACGAAGGAUUUUGCGGCUUCGACAACGACUUCGACCCACCUGCCGCCGACCCCUGGGGCGCGCCGGCUGGAGGAUCGGGGCCCACCAAGCCCCCCGCGGUGAAGCCCGAAAGUGACGGGGCGCCAGCAAAAGGUGCAGGCAGGACCAUUGCCAAUCACGGGCUCGCGGAGGAGGAUCCGAUGGAUCUCUGAAGGGACUGACUCUGUGUUAUCCUGAAUGUACUGCCUUGUCUGCUGCCUGGGGAACGGGAGGGGAACAAUAGUGUGAGUGCACGAGUGAUUGUGUGUGAGCGUGCGUGCGUGUGUGUGUGCAUGCUUGCAUGUAUGUUUGUGUGUGUGUGUGUGUACUUGUCUGUUCGUUUAACCCUUGGGCUAGAUAGUUUCUUGGCAGUGGAACGGCUUUUGAUCCACUUAACUCCACCGAGCUCGGCCCCCGCAGCUCACACGGGUGAAACGAGGACGUCAAGGUCUAGUGUCUAGUCACCGUCAAUUGUUAUUCACUCACUGGAGGCCACAUCUCCCCCAAAUAAAGACCAGAUAGAAAAGUGCGGACAUUGCACAGGGUGAAAUUGGCUUGCAUGCCCUGUAAACCAUGAGACCUUGUUUCUUGAGCAAUCCAUGAACUGUUUAUCUAAAAAUGUACGGGAUAUAGGAGGGGAGGAGGUGAUGAGCAAAAUAGAGACGAAUCAGCACCUCUCAUCCUGUUUCACCGCGAGCAGACGGGAUGCAAGAUGACAGCAUGCCAAACCCGGGCUGUUUCCUAUGAACACUUCGCUGCUCAUUUUCUUUUCAGCAGACAGGAAAUAUGCAACUUGUGCUCUCAAAAAGACAACGUAUUUAUAUUUAAAACAUUGCUUUGUCUUUAAAACCCUCGCUCCUAACAUCUAGCCCAAGGGAUCCGGGACUGCAUUGGGAAAGGAUUGUUGAUGUUUUAUGUCACAAAUAGUACUUGGACUUUGCUUGCAAUAGUGCCUUCAUCUACUAUGUGUAUGUGUAUGUGAGUUAUUGAUUAUGUCUAUUUUCUACUUUAAUUUGGCUUGUGUGUGUGUGUUUAAGGAUGUAUAUGCAAUCAAACACCCCCUUUUAAACGGAUACAUAUGUCCAUAUGUGUGUGUGUGUGUGUGUGUGUGUGUGUGUGUGUGUGUGUGUAGAUAUAAAGUGUGUUCUUCAGGUUGUUUUAACGUGUAUUUGUAUAUAGAUUUUUUUUGUUUUUACCCCAGCAUGAAGCUGAAAAACAAUCCGCUCGCAACAAAGCCGCUCACGGUUCAGUGUGACACCACAGAGGAGGUAGAGGUUGAAUCUUAAUGACAACCCACCUGGUUUAUUGUGAUGAAAGACUUCUGUAUCUUUCUGUAUGCUUGUGUCUACGUUGAUGCAGUCCUUGCAUGUUUUUUUCUGAUUUGAAUAGUUGUUGGGAUUUAAUAUUUUGAUUUUUCUUAGCAAACCAACUAUUUAGUUACUGACAUUGUUUUUAAGAUAUCGGAGGAGCUUAUUUCAGUUUUUGUGGAAGGACAGUCCAAAUGAAGCAUUAAUUACACUGCGGAUGGGUGUGGCUUUCAACCUCCCUCUUCACGCCAAUAACUCCCUAACUAAAAACAACUGCGUUGUUAAUAAGUUAUGGUUUAACUCCUACAUUGUGUGAACUGAAGUACAAUCCCUUCUCUUCCAUGUAUCCCCUUUUCUCCCCUUUUUGCUUUCAACUCCUACAUCUUUCUUUCUUCUCUUCAUUUUUUUCGACCCUCUACUUUGCUCCUCCAGCCCCACAAGUCCUUCAUCUGCUUCCUACCUCACCACUCUCUUGAUAUUCAUCAGUCACUGUCAGCAUGGAGUUGCCACUCUUGACUUGCGAGUGAUAGAGCUUAGACUGGUUGGCCUGACAAUACAUUAGCUCCUUUAUCACUUCAGGGUGACAGCGAUCUCCCUUCUGAUUCGUCAUUCAAGAAUUUAGUCGUCUCACAGGGGUUCGGCUCAUACCAGAUCCCGAUCUAAUCUAGUCCAGCCACCCUCCCUGUUGCUCAUAUACCUCUUCUUGCAGCUAGUGUUGAAGCCCCGCUCUUUACAUGUUAUCUACAGCGUUGCUGCAACCCUAAGAACAUUUUGUGAAAAUCUAUCAAAUCAAUCAAUCCUCAGAGCUCGGCGUGUCUGUACACUAAUGCUGCCAGGGUUUGAGGUUUGAUUUUGUACUAAGAAUGUAUGCACUCGUGUCCCUUUAAGGGAUUUCGGCACACACCAAAUAAACACUGUUGUGUUAUGAUGUUUAGGGUGGGGGCACUUCUACAAUAGCUGCUGCUGUAUGCCCUGAUGGUCCUUACCUGUACCCUUCCCUCUUGCCCCCCUGUUGCUGCAUCUGUCCCUUCCAGGGAAGCCUUAUUUGUCUAAUGCACUAAAUCUAAGGACGCCACGCUAAACCCCAACCCGACCUCCCCUCCUCCCGCAUAAUUCCAAACUCCUUCAUGUAGUGAUGACCCUUUGGUGUCGAUUAGUUAAAUGAUUUUGAUACCGUCCCAAAACACAGCCCAAUAUUCUGAGAAAUUGUGCUCAUAUCGGACAAUUCUGCAUCUCGCUGAUGCAGCAAGUCGGGCGAUUCCUUUCUGUGAUGCAGUGGAACUUAAAGGUUUUGAGGUUUUGAAGACAACUUCUCAUCAGAGACCUGAUUGGCUGAAGCUAACUUUGUCUUUUCUGGAAAGCUGGGUGGUGCAGUAAGAAAUAGUGUAUAUCCUACAAGCUGACUCCAGUAUUUGUAAACUUAAUAUAUUUCAAUUUAAAUUAAACGUUUACGGAAAAUAUCACAAGGAUAAAGUACGGAUUUUGGUGUUAAGCUUUCCUUUAGGUUUUUUAUUAUACAUGUGAGUUGCCUAACCGUAACCAUAGUUUAGUAAUCCAUCAAACAUGCAGGAAGGGAUUCCAAUGUGGAUGUAGAAUAUGUUUAGCAGAAAGAAACACAAAGCUCAGUGUUGGAAGAAGUGAUUAUAGCCAAUAACUUAAGGACAGUACAGUUACAGUUGCCCUGUAAGCCAUAGCAGCCUUUGCAGAAUUGUCCAAUUUCAGUGUUCUUUCUAAUGAAAGGAUUCUGGAGAAAAAAACCAGCACACCCUUAACACAUCCUUAACAUUUGCACUUUAAAUCUCCCAGACAUCCACACAUCCACUAUAUUUCCAUUGUGUUACCACACAGCCAAAAUCCACCAAAACUACUCAGCCGUUUUGCAUUCAAAGCUCAAUAACAAUGUUGCAGAUUCAGACGUUGCCACUCUGACACUGGACUGUACAGUCAACGUACUAUAUUAUAUGCUCUAAGUGUGUAUGCAUACAAGUGUGUGUGCGUGUGUGUGUCCAUGCCUGCGCCUCAACGUGACCGUCUGGUGAGUGUGUCGCAUGCCCUCAUGCACGAGGCCCGGACUGUAAAUGUUGUACUUGCAUGUGGUGAUUGAGCGCUACAACACACAACAGGACACAAAUCCACAAGGGAUGCAGGCUUAGUUCUUGUACCCGUGAACGUAGGCCUUCACCUUUCCGGUGAAGUGAUCCCAACGCUGUUGUAUUCACCGCAGACUCCUUCCGUUUGUAUCCAGAUUACUUCUCCAACGGUCUAUGAGCUAAAAGAGGAGCAUUCUCCAAAAACUCUCCUGUAUCUAGAAGCAUGCAGUUAUCUCCCCAUGCAGGUGUGAGCCGGGCUCUAUUUGAGAAAGGAGCGGAACAUGUAGCAAAACCCUCUCUUGUCUUGCCUGAGCCACUUACAGUAUGCCUACUGCCUGUACCUCCCUACUCUCAGCCACCACCUCUGCAAGCCAAAGUCCACCACGUUUGUUUACUUUUCACACACGGGAGACGGUAGUUUCUACACCGUGAGCACUUAACAACAGAGCUAUAACCAUUUUUCUUGGCAUUCUUCUAAUGUCGGUUCACCCCAACGAGACGCUUUCCUUUUCUUACAGUGGCUUUAGUCCACCGGGCAAUGAUCCUCUCUGAAAAACCCAAGUAUUUCAUAGAAAUGAUUCGUGUAGGAGUCAUUGAUUGCAGCAGAUCCAGUUUGUCCAGCAGUGAAAAAGUGCAACGCGGCAAAACAAAAUUAUUUUUCUAUAGCCGUCUCCCAACUACAGGUCCUCAAUGGGUAGGUGUGCGCAACAAAGCUGGGUGGUUAUCAAUUUUCACUUCCUGUGUUAUUGUUUAAUCACGAGGAGGCCUGGGAGAAACUGCUAAAAUAUAUUUUUAACAACCGUAGCCUUUAGAAUGAAAACGCUCAUUUAUAAAACUUAAUCCUUUCCUUUGAAGGAUUUCAAAAUGGUUGCUGUAGACGUCAAAAGGACCGCAGAAGGUUUAGGAGUAGCCGUACUACAGAAAACACGCAGAAGCUAUUUUAAUACGAUUCUAUGAAGGCUGAGCUACAAGCGUAAUGAAAUAUUGCCACGGCUGCUUUUACUGUUUGUUUUUUUCGGGGCGUGUUGUUCCUGUGCUCUGUGUCCAGUCAGUGUGUGUCUGACUUGUUGAAAUUGGCUGCUCUCGCAAACAAAUAGAUAUUCCUUUUACUCUUCUGUAUAUUUUGGCACAAAGCUGUAUAUCGUAGUUGGUUUUUUUAUGUUGAUUUUGUAAUGGUUUCUUCCAUGUGUGUGGUUAUUUUGCGCCUGUGCACUGUUUCUUGCUGAGUUUGUUGGUAUUGCUUCAAUGCAACAAUGAAAGCUAUUUAUUGGAAAUACAA